AUGAUAGCCUGUGAAGCUGCUCAAAACUCCUCUUCUACUACAACAUUUUUGGGUCUAAAUUCCUUUGCGGAAUUGAACAUAACUCCGAAGAUUUCAAAGGAAGUAGUCCAAGAAGUGAAAAAUGCGAAUGAAGCUAGGAGGCGGCAGAAGACCAACAGUAACGAUGGAAAUCAACUUAGUUAUCGUGGAGUGAGGAUGCAUAGUUUUGGUAAAUGGAUAUCGGAAAUCCGUGAGCCAAGAAAGAAAUCAAGAAUAUGGCUUAGGACAUUCCCCACUCCAGAGAUGGCCACUCGAGCCCAUGAUGUUGCUGCACUCAAUAUCAAAGGCAAUUCAGCUUUCCUCAAUUUCCCCGAACUGGCUCAUGAGCUUCCCCGUUUGGCCACUUAUCACACAAAGACCUCCAGGCUGCUACUGCCAAAGCAGCUGCAGCCACAUUCGACAAGCAACCAGCAAGUUGCGAAGUUGAAACCAAAGACCAAUGCGAGCAGAGUGGAUCAGAAUUUCCAAAUUUUGACUCCCCAAGUCUCACCUUCACGCCGGACGAUGAUACCCGAGGAGAAUUGA
Messenger RNA from Nelumbo nucifera (sacred lotus), 564 nucleotides. NCBI's taxonomy places the organism in Eukaryota, Viridiplantae, Streptophyta, Magnoliopsida, Proteales, Nelumbonaceae. The record is from RefSeq and is a predicted model, not a curated record.